Messenger RNA from Rhineura floridana, 1235 nucleotides. It is a transcript of the gene SBSPON, whose product is annotated as somatomedin B and thrombospondin type 1 domain containing. The coding region runs from base 256 to 1071 and encodes 271 amino acids. Lineage: Eukaryota; Metazoa; Chordata; Lepidosauria; Squamata; Rhineuridae. The transcript is spliced from 5 exons. The record is from RefSeq and is a predicted model, not a curated record.
CACCGAAUUCCGCCGCUCGAGAAAAGAGCAGCCAGCAGGUUGCAAACCUCCUGCGUGUUCUUGCCGCCUUUUACAAACUACUCCUCUGAGCACCCUCCCUAUUCGUAGGAACCAUUUCCCUCAGCACGGGGAAAGUCGAGAGGCCGACCGGGGCCUCGAGAGGGGCUGGGAGGGGCCGAGGCGUGGCAAGGGGGCGGCCCCCUCGAGCUGGGCUCCACUUCACCCAGGGAACUUUUUCGCCUCCGUGGCGGGGAGAUGGGUGCCGCCAGCCGGGCCGGGCCGGGCAUCCUGGCACUGGUGGCGCUCUUGGCGUUUGGGUGUCGCGCCGAGGCGGCUUGCGCGGAAGAGGGGCGCUGCUGUUCCGGCCGGGACCUGACCUGUGCCAGCAUUGGCUGGCGCGUCAAUAGAGCCUACGGGACCUGCUUCUGCGACGAGGCGUGCAAGCUGACUGGCGACUGCUGCUAUGACUACGCCCAGGCGUGCCCAGCUCUUCCAUGCAUCGUUGGGGAGUGGAGUCACUGGAGUGGCUGUGCAGCACAGUGUCAGCCUAACUUCCGCAUGCGUACCCGGAUCAUACAGCAGGAAUCAAAAAAUGGUGGGGAGCCUUGUCCUCCAUUACAAGAGAAAGCUGCCUGCCUGCAAUAUUCUACCUAUGAGGGGCAAGUUUGUGGAUAUGAACAUGUUCCUGCUUUUAUAACUACUUCUGAAUAUAGCAAAGAGAGGGAAAAAAGAGCUUUAAACCCAAGGUGGUCAUCGGAAACAGAGCAUUCUAGGAGUUACUGUGUGGAAUUUAGAACUGAAUCAUUGUCUCCUCGUUGCUCUAUGGAGACUCGCCCAUAUGCUCAAUGGAUGCAAUAUCUAAGAGAAGGAUAUACUGUAUGUGUAACUUGCCAACCUCCGGCAAUGCAUACCGGUAGCCAUCGCUGCUCUGGAGAUGGAGAUGGAGCUGAUGGGAAUAAAGUUCUGCACUGGCAAGCAGUUGGCAAUCCAUCCUGCUAUGGAACAUGGAAAAAAGUUAAGCAGCUGGAAGAAUGUUCAUGCCCUCUUGUACACAGCUUUAUUUUUACGUAGCAGUUUGAACACAUACCUUUUGUUAUCUAAUUGAACUGAGGAAACUAUUCUACUGUUGGACUUGUGUAACCCUACUAGACAUUACUUUUUAACAGGUGACAAAUCAAAACUUUGAAAUCACUGUCUUUUUACUGCACUGAUUAAAACUGUGCUAGCUAUUCUAA